UCACACCACUCCAACUAUCAGAAACACCCAAAACAACCAACCAAGAUACACAAAACAUUAAUCACCAGAAUGAGCUCAUCAACCAUCCAAGCACACACAAUCCAGCACUCCAACCUCGACCAGUCGGCGGCCGACCUCGUCCUGCUCUCCAACAGUCUGGAUAAGUCCAAACGAAUCACCGACAAUCUGUCGAAAAUGUUAACUGGCUUCGAUGAUAGACUCUCAAGACUAGAAAGGACGAUUGUGCCGAUCCAUAAUGACACGAGAACAUUAACUCGAAUCAAUGCAAACAUCGACCAGACCAUCUUGGCUGUUGAUAAGCUCCUCGCCCAUCACGACGCGGCCAUCCAUCAAGAGGUGGUCAUCCAAAACGGUCCUAAUCCCAAUGAGUUGGGCUCAUUCAUCUCCUCCCUCGAUGAGAUCGUCAAGUCUAUCCAAACACUUUCUCGCACUGAAGCACCCGUCAGCGAAUCUACACUCCAUGCGGAAAAAUUACUAAGAACUGGCGUCGAAAGCUUGAGUGACAUGUUUGCUGGUUGGGUUCGCGACUCUACUGGACCACCUCUGACAGACCCGGUCCAUCAGACAGCUGAUCCUCCCCAACCUUUAGGUUUUUCGCCCAAUACGAUCAAUAAACUUCAUAAACUAUACGCCUAUCUUCAACAACUCUCUAAAUCACUUCCAGGCAACCAAACCAUACAAGAUGUCCAUAAGGAGAUCGUAUCAGCGUAUGCUUCAGUCAGGAGUAAGUAUGUCGUGGCGAGUUUGAAGACCCUUAGUGAUGGCUCAGUCGAAGCUAUCAGAAAUGGAGACGGGUUUGGUCAAUUUUCAAGCUUUAUCUCCUGUCUUCUCGAUAUGCUAAAUGUUGAAUAUAAAGCGGUUCUAUCUGUCUUCAAAGGUGCCAGCACGAUCCAAAUCAAAGCAAUCUAUUCACAAGUGAUUUCAGCAUCCUUAGAAUUACUGUCCGAAACGGGACAAUCGGUCAACAGCGUUAUCAAGCGAUCAUUAUCAUCGUACAUUGGAGUUGCAUUCGACACUUAUGCGGCGAUCUUAGAACAAUUGCCACGAUUUGACGAGGAAGUUCGACGGCCUGCAGGCCGGAAGGAGAAUGAGCUCGGAGAUCUCUUACAUGCCUUUAAGGGCUCCUGUCUCAGAUCGUUACCCGAAUUCAUUGCGGAUACCAAGACCUUUGGAGAGAAACAGCCGGUUGGAAGUGAGGCAAGUAACACGAUGACCAGCGAAAUGACGAUCGUCGUCGUGGAAUAUUUGAAGAUGCUGUGCCAACAUCCUGACAUGGUCGAGACCCUCUUAGUCAUUCUUGGUGAUGGAAAAUGGAUCUUUGGAGCGACGAAUAAUCCCAAGACUCCCUCUAGUGCUGGCGCAUCUAACGAUGAAGCACCGCUCUUGAUCAAGUAUCUUGAUGAUGCACUAUCGACAUUGUACGCUGCCAUAGAAGCGCGGUCCAAGAAUCUGAAGUUACGGUCUACUGUUGCGAGUGCGAUUACGAGUGUGACGGCAAGGAACGGAGUGGGAGCGAUUUACAUGUUGAACAACUUCACAUAUAUUCGACGAGAAUUAUUAGAGUCGGCGGUUUUAGAUAUCUACGGGGACCCGCUAGCGGACCAAUUGAACAAGCGGGUACGGACGUGCAAGGUCCGAUACCUCGAGAUCUGGUCCCCCUUGAUCUCCGCACUGAUGGAUGCGGGUGGAGAGGAGGGCAAGUUCGGGCUCGGGGCGGUCAAGAGCGCCUUGCCCGGCCAACACGCCGGCGCCGAAAGGAGAGACGUCAAGGACCGCUUCGGAAGGUUUAAUGAGGCCUUCGAGGAGGUCAUCCAGUUGCAUCAGGCCGCUAAUCUUGCUAAUAAUGAUCCUGAUCUCAAGGACCAGUUGAGAGAUGAAAUCGAAAGGAUGAUCAUGCCCACUUAUGCUAAGUUCACCCAACGACACGAAGGCGGCCAAUUUUCAAAAAAUCCUUCCAAAUAUCUCAAGUUUUCUGCCGAACAACUAGAGGAAAGGUUGGAUGGAUUAUUCCAAUAAAUGAGCAAAAUGUAUUGGUGAUCAACGACUAGACGAAGAAGAAGUGGAUGGACCUGAAUGAUGGACUUCAACUCGGUCCGUCUGAUUUUUUUUUGAGCCACCCGAUCUUACCCAAACACAGAGUCAGAUCGGUCUAUAUCGCUGGAUUAGGACGGCUAUUGAUGGCUCGUUCCUCGCGAAUCGGUGCCCCACAUCCCUUUAUUUUCCUAUCGUCAUCUUUCCUUCGUGGGUUGACAAGAUUUGUUCAUCCCUCAUGAUCAGCUCACCCUCCCUCGACAUCGAUCUAUCUCUUAGUCUUGCCUCGUUUCGCUUGUAAAAACUUGAUCAACCAUCCGCAACUGUGCUUCAAUAAUGUAUAUUUGUAGUACUUAAGCUGGCAAAACGGUCGUUUUAGUUGGUAAGAAAUGUUUAUAAUCUCUCAUUACGUCAUCUCAAACAUCGCCCGCCCGGCUAGCUCAGUUGGUAGAGCAUUCGACUCUUA
Molecule: messenger RNA, 2518 nt
Organism: Puccinia graminis f. sp. tritici CRL 75-36-700-3
Lineage: Eukaryota; Fungi; Basidiomycota; Pucciniomycetes; Pucciniales; Pucciniaceae
Exons: 10
Coding region: 70-2037 (655 amino acids)
Biological process (GO): exocytosis
Cellular component (GO): exocyst
Molecular function (GO): phosphatidylinositol-4,5-bisphosphate binding
Source: RefSeq, a predicted model, not a curated record